Physcomitrium patens is the source of this 3028-nucleotide messenger RNA. Its product is annotated as serine hydroxymethyltransferase 3, chloroplastic. Gene Ontology annotation, cellular component: mitochondrion; cytoplasm. Gene Ontology annotation, molecular function: pyridoxal phosphate binding; glycine hydroxymethyltransferase activity. Lineage: Eukaryota; Viridiplantae; Streptophyta; Bryopsida; Funariales; Funariaceae. Gene Ontology annotation, biological process: tetrahydrofolate interconversion. The record is from RefSeq and is a predicted model, not a curated record.
ACAGCAGCAGAGUAGUAGUAACCAGUCUCAGUCUCAGGCACACCCUGGCGCACAACGACAAACUGAGUUCCCCCUCCCUGCUUGCCCCCAUUGGUGUACCGAUCACAAUCGUCUUGUGUAGCGUUGCUCGUAGCCUGCUGUGGUUUUCCUUUAGGUUUGUCGAUACGAGGCUGGCCCUGCGUAACUUCUAGUCUUGUCUUGUCUUGUCUCGUCUCGUCUUCUCCGCUUUCGCAUUCGCAUUCGCAGCCCGACUCCAGCCACCGCCCAGGCCCCGAGGGUCGUGUAGUUUAGGCUAGGCUACGCUACGCCAGGCUAGGGUGCGUGCCCUGCCUGGUAGCUGUGACGACGACACCCCCAUUACGGGUGACUCCGAACACACCACCGAAGCAUCUUGUCUACUCCACUCCCGUCCUCUUCCUCUCCUCUAGGGUUCUCUUAAACCCUCGCCUUCCCUUCCCCCGGUCACUGCCCAACUGUCUCUGUGCGUCUCUCCCCCGCUCUCGUUCUCGCCGUCUCAUCUUCCUGCUCUUCACCCCCCCCCCCUCAUCGCAGCCCCAGCACCAUGGCUGCGGCGCUGAGCUCGUCCUGCUCGCCCGCGUCCCGCUUGUGUGGCUGUGUGUCGGUGGGGUCCAGCCCUGGGUCUUCGAAGGUUUCGCAUGUCCAAUUACCGCAUUCCCUUCGGUCUGCGGAGGUGCAGGCCCUCGGAGCUGUGAAUUUGGCGCCCGCUUCUGUUUAUCGUCGCCGGCCUCUCGUGGUGUGCGCCAGUGCGGCGGCACCAGUGUCCGUUCCCGAAGGAGCUACGCGAUUUGUCGACCCUCCGUUGUCGGAAAUCGACCCCGAUGUGCACGCGAUUAUUGAGUGCGAGAAGCGAAGGCAGUUUCGGGGCCUGGAGCUCAUCGCAUCGGAGAACUUCACGUCGCGUGCGGUCAUGGAGGCUGUUGGGUCUUGUCUGACGAACAAGUACUCGGAGGGCUUGCCUGGCAAGAGGUAUUAUGGUGGGAACGAGUACAUUGAUCAGAGCGAAAGGUUAUGCCAGCAACGAGCAUUGACCGCAUUCCAUGUGGAUGAAAAGGAAUGGGGAGUGAACGUCCAGCCACUGUCUGGGUCCCCGGCCAACUUUGCAGUAUAUACUGCUCUUCUUCAGCCGCACGAUCGUAUCAUGGGGUUGGACUUAGCACAUGGAGGGCAUCUGACGCACGGGUUUAUGACCCCGAAGAGACGGGUGUCUGCCACUUCAGUGUACUUCGAGUCAAUGCCGUACCGCCUGAACGAAACCACGGGACUGGUGGAUUACGAUAUCUUGCAACAGACGGCCUUGUUGUUCCGGCCGAAGCUGAUCAUAGCGGGAGCAAGUGCUUACGCUCGUGAUUUCGACUACCCACGUAUGCGGAAGAUUGCGGACAGCGUGGGAGCUUUUCUGAUGAUGGACAUGGCCCACAUUAGUGGGCUUGUUGCAGCCGGUGUUCUAAGCAACCCGUUUGAGUACUGCGACGUCGUGACCACCACUACCCACAAAUCUUUGAGGGGUCCAAGAGGAGGGAUGAUCUUCUACCGGAAAGGAGAGGUGAAUGGAAUCGAUCUGGAAAACGCCAUCAACAAUGCUGUUUUCCCGGGUCUUCAGGGUGGUCCGCACAAUCAUACCAUCGGAGGACUCGCCGUAUGCCUGAAGCAAGCUGCUACCCCAGAGUUUAAGACUUAUCAACAGCAGGUUGUGAAGAACUGUCGUGCUUUGGCAGAUAGAUUGAUGGAGCUGGGGUACAAGCUUGUGUCAGGAGGGACUGACAAUCACCUGGUGCUGGUUGACCUCCGACCCAUGGGUGCUGAUGGUGCGCGGGCAGAGAAGGUGCUGGAUUUGGCAUCCAUCACGCUGAACAAGAAUUCUGUUCCUGGAGACAAGAGUGCGAUCAACCCCGGUGGAGUUCGAAUUGGCUCACCGGCUCUUACCACGCGAGGUCUUGGGGAAGCGGAGUUUGUGAAGGUGGCAAACUUCAUCCACGAGGGUAUCCAAAUCACAGUGAAGGCAAAGGAGACGUGUCCAGGGACGAAGAUCAAGGAUUUUCUGGAGUACGUGGAGUCGGAGAGCUGCGAACAACGUGGUGCGAUUCUGGAUCUACGAAAACGGGUUGAAGCAUUUGCGACCCAGUACCCCAUCCCAGGGGUUGGCACAGAGAGUCUGUCGCAACAUUGAGGCGUAGGUUAUUGUGCAGUUUUUGGUGAGAGAGUUAGCAGAGCAGAAAAGCUCCGUGAAGGAAAUGGCAUCCCUUGGCACUUGAUAGAGCAGGACGUGAUAGUCGCCGGGACGGGUGACCCUCGCUGAUUCAGCUGUCGGCUUGAGAAUGGUUGCGCUCGUGGGGGAGCUUGGUAGUGGUGGUAGUUCGGACACAAGGGGAGUUGCGAACAAUGAGAAAUUCGUACAUGUUGGGUGCAGCAUUCGUUUGGAGAACAGCAGCAUGUUCAAUGGUAGCGCUGUAGAGUAGUGACGAGCAUAUGGUUAGGAUGCGGGUUCUGGGGGAGUUCAUGACCUCGGCAGUGAACUGUAAGCCGCGGGGAUGGGUUAAGAAGUGGUCGGGUUUGAUUCAACGUUUGGUGGGGAUAGCAAGUGUCCGUGCAAUAGAUGUGUACGCAGAAGGGGCUCCAUUGCAUCUUCCAUGUAAAUUGCAUGCGGAUAAAAUAGUUGUUGCGUGCGGAAGGGGGUCACAGUUUGCUCCCAGCUCCUGGCAACCAGGUUGUGCACCCCACGUACAUUUUAUGUCAGUUCUUUGCCAGUCACGGCUCGGUUCGUACGGAUGGAACUUCGUUUGUAGUGAAAGGAAGAAAGGAUGUUACUUAGUAGGAGGUGUUGUUAAACCAUGUUGCAGUCGAGGGACGUGUAGUUCUGACUAUGAUAUACUCUUCUUUUUCGUAAAUGUUUAUUCGAUGCAUUUCUCGAUCUUGUGGAUGCAUUGGUCUUCGUCGAAUCAUGACAGUUUGUCGACUUUGAAAUGUUUAAUUUUUUUUGUAAUAAAGGUGGAUUUAUUUUGUUACUGUC